This is a messenger RNA of Exserohilum turcica Et28A, 555 nucleotides long. RefSeq lists its product as uncharacterized. The transcript is spliced from 2 exons. The record is from RefSeq and is a predicted model, not a curated record. Lineage: Eukaryota; Fungi; Ascomycota; Dothideomycetes; Pleosporales; Pleosporaceae. The coding region runs from base 1 to 555 and encodes 184 amino acids.
AUGGACACGACAAAGUCCCCAGCAGCAAACCCCGGCAUAACGCCCGAUCCCAGUCACAACGGUUCAACAAUCCGCAAAGCUUUCGUCCUGGAAGCCCUCGCAAACCUCUUCGUCAUACCUUUGAUAACAAAUACGCGCUUCAUUCUCUCGUUCCUUCUCAACAAUCCAUCCCGAGACAUCAACCCCUCCUCGGUCUUGUUCGCGCGCCUAUUCGGCUGCUUGAUUGUCGGUGGAUUCACGUCGGCACUGCUAGCCGGCGCUACCAACACCAGAAAUGGAAUUGAGUCUAGAAGAACAACUUAUAUGAUGUUGGGUCUAGGCGAGGCAAUGUUGAUUCCAAUGUUGGCCCUGGAGUUGAGUAGAGGCCCACAGGCUGCACUGAGUAAAAAGGCGGCAGGGGUAAGCAUUGGGUUUUUGGGGCCUCCGUUGUUAUGGAGGCUGUAUGUGAUUUUUGUUAGGCCAGACUUGUUGGGGAGGUAUACAGAAGGGGGAGCGGGUAAUGGACGUGCGACGAGGAGGGACGGAUAUGGUACUAUCAACACACGUGAUGAUUAA